This is a messenger RNA of Dreissena polymorpha, 985 nucleotides long. Its product is annotated as phosphoserine phosphatase-like. The record is from RefSeq and is a predicted model, not a curated record. Gene Ontology annotation, molecular function: magnesium ion binding; L-phosphoserine phosphatase activity. Lineage: Eukaryota; Metazoa; Mollusca; Bivalvia; Myida; Dreissenidae. The coding region runs from base 181 to 894 and encodes 237 amino acids. The transcript is spliced from 7 exons. Gene Ontology annotation, biological process: dephosphorylation; L-serine biosynthetic process. Gene Ontology annotation, cellular component: cytoplasm.
UUGGCGCCAAUGGCGAUCGACAGCGGGAACCCUGAUUUUAUAUAUUUAUUUGAAUAUAUUGGGCUCCUAAAAAAAAUAUAUAAAAAAUACUAUCCUGGGAAGGACCACAGGUAGAUGAUGUAAAGUCUACAAAGAAUUAAUGAGGAAGCAGUAAGACAGUGAGGUUAAGGUGUUCAAUUGAUGCGUGCAACACAAAUACUUAGACAAAGAAUAACCAUGUCUACCCUGGAGGAAUGCAAGCAGAUUUGGCGCAAGGCGGAUACAGUGUGCUUUGAUGUCGACUCGACACUUCUUAAGGAUGAGGGUUUAGACGAGCUGGCAGAAUUCUGCGGUGUGGGAGCCCAGGUCAGGGAAUGGACAAACAAGGCUAUGGGAGGCUCGAUGAGGUUUCGUACUGCGCUGGAAAGCCGUCUGCAGAUUAUCAAGCCCACACAUCAGCAGCUAACUCAGUUCAUAAUGCAGCAUCCAAUACACUUCUCUGAGGGGGUCAAGGAUCUAGUGGCGCUGUUGCAGUCUCAUGGGACAAAGAUAUACUUGGUGUCCGGGGGAUUUCGAACCCUGAUUGAACCGGCUGCACAACUACUCAACAUUCCCAGGGAAAACAUCUUUGCUAAUCGAUUAAAAUUCUUUUACAAUGGUGAAUAUGCAGGAUUUGACACUGACCAGCCGACAAGUGACUCUGGCGGUAAACAGCUGGUUGCUAAGCAAUUGAAAGAACACAGCAGCAACCUAGUCUUCAUCGGAGAUGGAAUGACAGACAUGGAGGCGUGUCCACCAGCUGAUUGUUUCAUAGGCUACGGUGGCAAUGUGGUACGAGAAGCAGUGCUAAAAAAGGCAGCAUGGUUUGUGACUGAUUUCAAAGAACUUAUAUCCGAACUUCAGGAGACCAGCUGAUAUUGAACACUUCUAGGAACCAAUCUAUACUGAAAUGAGUUUAUGUAUCUCUCAGGAUAUUGACAUGUGUUCAUUAAAGCUUCAAAAUAUA